Molecule: messenger RNA, 348 nt
Organism: Penicillium vulpinum
Lineage: Eukaryota; Fungi; Ascomycota; Eurotiomycetes; Eurotiales; Aspergillaceae
Exons: 2
Coding region: 63-194 (43 amino acids)
Source: RefSeq, a predicted model, not a curated record
CCAACCCCAAGGAUCGUCUCAUGCGCUAAGUCGAGGCAAGUGGAUCAACAUCUUGAUACUCGAUGACGGUUGCUGUUGGCAGCAAGACGCCGUUGAUUCUUCAAAUUCCCCAGCUUGCCCAUCGUCUGAUCUUUUUUUCCCUUCCACCAGACCUAUCUCCUUCCCCGCUUUUUUUUUUUUUGUGCUAUACUUGAUUAUCACCCUUCUUUGUGAUCGCGUUACUGUUCUGUCCUGCGUUUGUUUGCACAGAUCCCGUGAGUUUGAACUGCAACUACCCGUUCCCCUCCUCAGAUCUUCAUAUGCUUCAUCUGCUAACAAGAUGUACUUAGUUGCUGGUCAAAGAGGAUA